GCGUCGUCACACGGCGGGCACGGCAGCGGGGCACGUGUGGGCAAGUGACAGCCUCCGGGGACACUUCCUGGACAGUACUUCUAUUUUUGUGAUCCCGCCCCAGCUGCUGGACACCAUUCAGUUCCCCGAGGAGUACAUGGGAGCCCUGCGAAUCACAAUGAUGGCGGUAGACAUCCGGAAGUGCUUCAAGCUGAUCUUUGAGGACGACACGUUUAGGCAGGUGGAUCUCUUCAACCCUAAGCCUAAGAGGAGCAGGAGAUUCUUCGCACUGAUCUAUGACUUCUUGGUGUUCACGGACAGCGUGUUCAAGGAAGUGGAGGAGCGGGAAGAAAAGGUGGGUGCCCUCGCUGAGCAGCGGGACAAGAUGAGGGCCAAGCUACACAAGAUGAAGCAGCAGAUCCAUGAGAGGAGGAUGGAGAACGAAAAGAAUCAGCUGGCGAAGGAAGAGGACAUGAGGAGAGUUGAAGCCAAGACGGAGGAGCUGCAGAGGUGCCAGGAGGAGAAGCUAGCUCUGAAGGCCCAGCUUGAUGCACUGGGACUCUCUCUGGCCAAGCUGGACAUAGCCAUAAAGGACACUGAGCUCAGGACCAUGGAGGCUGGCAGUGAGAAGCAGAGGCUGGAGGGCCUUGUGAUCCAGGCCAGCGAGGAACAGGAGAUCAAGAAGAGGGACGAGAAGUUGGCAGUGCUCAAGGAGGACAACCAGAAGAAGAAGGAUCAUCUGGCCCAGCUGCAGCAGAGAGCCAGCUUCAUCAAUACAACCAAGGAGAAACUGGACAAGCUCAUAGCAAUGCUGCAAGAGAUCCAGCAGGAAAAGUCAAAGGAGAAGGACAUCCAGGCAGCCAUCCAGAAGAGGGUCUCCCAAGUCACCGAACUUCAGGAGGAGAUCAAGGACCAAGAACAGAGUAAUCUGCAAUUAACUCAGCAGCUCACAGCCUCAGAAACCAAGCUGCAACACAUCCACCAGGCGUGGGACCUCAAGCAGGACAGCCUCAACAAAGAGAUCAAGGAGCAGAAACAGGUUCUCGAGGACCUGGAGCGCAACCAGACGGAGCAGGACAUUGUGUGCAAGGAAGUGAGUGAUGACGGCUGA
Eriocheir sinensis (Chinese mitten crab) is the source of this 1090-nucleotide messenger RNA. RefSeq names its product paramyosin-like. The coding region runs from base 137 to 1090 and encodes 317 amino acids. The record is from RefSeq and is a predicted model, not a curated record. NCBI's taxonomy places the organism in Eukaryota, Metazoa, Arthropoda, Malacostraca, Decapoda, Varunidae. The transcript has 9 exons.